AUGUCAUUACCAUUCCUUACUUCAGCUCCGGGCAAGGUGAUCAUUUUUGGUGAACACUCUGCUGUAUACAACAAGCCUGCCGUUGCUGCCAGUGUGUCUGCAUUGAGGACCUACCUACUAAUAAGCGAGUCCUCCACUCCAGACACCAUUGAAUUAGACUUCCCUGAUAUCAGCUUCAAUCACAAAUGGUCCAUCAACGAUUUCAACGCUAUCACCAAGGAUCAAACAAACUCCCAAAAAUUGGCUAAGGCGCAGCAAGCCACUGAUGGUUUAUCCCACGAACUCGUUAACCUUUUAGAUCCAUUGCUGGCUCAAUUGUCAGAGUCUUUCCAUCACCAUGCAGCAUUCUGUUUUCUGUACAUGUUUGUUUGCUUAUGUCCACAUGCAAAGAAUAUUAAGUUCUCAUUGAAAUCUACUUUACCCAUCGGCGCUGGGUUGGGCUCUAGCGCCUCUAUUUCCGUGUCUUUAGCAUUGGCUAUGGCCUACUUGGGUGGGUUGGUUGCGUCUAAUGAUUUAGAAAAGUUGUCGGAAAACGAUAAACAUAUAGUGAAUCAAUGGGCCUUUAUAGGUGAAAAGUGUAUUCAUGGUACUCCUUCAGGAAUAGACAACGCAGUGGCCACCUACGGGAAUGCCUUACUAUUUGAAAAAGAUUCCCACAAGGGAACAAUCAACACAAACAACUUUAAAUUUCUAGACGAUUUCCCAGCCAUCCCGAUGAUUUUAACUUAUACUAGAAUUCCAAGGUCUACCAAAGACCUAGUGGCUAAUGUUCGUGUUUUGGUAACUGAGAAAUUCCCUGAAGUUAUGAGACCAAUAUUGGACGCUAUGGGUGAAUGUGCUUUACAAGGCUUAGAGGUCAUGACCAAAUUAAGCAAAUGCACAGGUACCGAUGAAGAGGCUACAGAAACCAAUAAUGAAUUGUAUGAACAACUACUUGAUCUAAUAAGAGUAAAUCAUGGAUUACUUGUCUCUAUUGGUGUCUCUCAUCCUGGAUUAGAACUCAUUAAGAAUCUAAGCGAUGAUCUAAGAAUUGGUUCCACAAAACUGACUGGUGCUGGUGGAGGCGGUUGCUCAUUAACUUUGUUACGCAGAGAUAUUACUCAAGAACAAAUAAAUACUUUCAAAAAAAAACUUCAAAGUGAUUUUAGCUAUGAAACAUUUGAAACAGAUUUGGGUGGUACCGGCUGCUGUUUGUUAAGUGCAAAAUAUUUGAAUAUGAAUUCUCAAGUUAAAAACCAAAUUUUCGAAUUAUUCGAAGACAAAACUACUACGAAGCAACAAAUUGACCAUUUAUUAUUACCAGGAAGCACAAAACUACCAUGGACCUCAUGA
Saccharomyces mikatae IFO 1815 is the source of this 1332-nucleotide messenger RNA. It is a transcript of the gene ERG12, whose product is annotated as mevalonate kinase. Gene Ontology annotation, cellular component: cytoplasm. The transcript has a single exon. Gene Ontology annotation, molecular function: ATP binding; mevalonate kinase activity. Lineage: Eukaryota; Fungi; Ascomycota; Saccharomycetes; Saccharomycetales; Saccharomycetaceae. Gene Ontology annotation, biological process: ergosterol biosynthetic process; isoprenoid biosynthetic process. The coding region runs from base 1 to 1332 and encodes 443 amino acids. The record is from RefSeq and is a predicted model, not a curated record.